UGGAUGUUGAAGGGAGUUAGUUGUCUGGCAGAGCGAGCACCCUAAUUGCAUUAAAGAGCAUUAAAUACUGUAGGACUUCCUAUCUAAAGCUAUGACUCCUUUUGGAAAUAACAGACGGGGUAAAAUUCCUUGAUGUUUGAUAUUUGUGAGCUAGUCAUGUGAAAUAUGUACAUAUCUCUAGUUUCACUGCAAGGAAUACGAUCUAGCCCAGAUAAAAUGGCAGCAGGAGUAGCAAGAACGGCAGCUGUUGUUGGCGGGGUGACUGUUGUUGGUUAUAUUCUUAUGAAAACGACUACUCCGGACAGGGAAAAGAUGAUGCAGAUGUUACCUGCUGACAUGGUGACACAAGACAAACUGAAAGAAAUUGAGGAACAAAACAGGAGACUUUUUUCAUCGCUAAAAGAAGCAGCAAAUUCUGAUGAACCAAUCUGGAAAAUAAAUAUGAAGCAACUAACAGACUCUAAGAAAGAUUGAUAUUAAUAUCUUGAUUAGCUAUGAGAUUCAGUCAUGAUAUCAAUUAAAACUGGAAAUCAUAUGGAUGAUAAAAGGGUAGUCGUUGUAUAUGGAUUGUCUAAGUUAAUAAUUGCAUGAGAAGACACAAAUUAGAAAAGUGAACAUCAAAAAAGCUGCAGCAGACAUCCUAUUUUUUCAUGCGGGAGCAAUAAACUUAUAAAUAUUGAAGAAUGUAUAUAUACCAUAUUUAUCAGCUUUUGUGAAAAUAAUUUUGGCAUGAGAUGAUAAGCCUACACAGUCUUCUGCAACUUGUUCUUAUAUAUAGACAUAUAUAUACAAUUUGUAUGUUAUAAUAUAGUUUUAUAGUUGUA
Messenger RNA from Hydractinia symbiolongicarpus, 824 nucleotides. RefSeq lists its product as uncharacterized. The record is from RefSeq and is a predicted model, not a curated record. The coding region runs from base 166 to 474 and encodes 102 amino acids. The transcript has 2 exons. Lineage: Eukaryota; Metazoa; Cnidaria; Hydrozoa; Anthoathecata; Hydractiniidae.